Molecule: messenger RNA, 2104 nt
Organism: Gigantopelta aegis
Lineage: Eukaryota; Metazoa; Mollusca; Gastropoda; Neomphalida; Peltospiridae
Exons: 9
Coding region: 1-1914 (637 amino acids)
Cellular component (GO): plasma membrane
Molecular function (GO): protein binding
Source: RefSeq, a predicted model, not a curated record
AUGGCUGACCAUCCGUUUCAGAUCAUUGAACUGGAAAUGACAACAUUUGCUUCACUAGAACGAUUCACGUGCAUUCUGUAUGAUAAGACCACCAACCAGAGCAGCGUAAAUGACUUAAGACAAGAGCUCUUCUCACAAUCAACACAUGCAAUGGAGAGUCUACCUCCAACCCAGGCUGCAUUACUGCAACAUAAUUUGCUUCUUCUAAAAUAUCUAGACGGAACUUGCCCAUCCAGUGAAUUUGAGUGUGCAGAUGGCCGAUGUAUUCCACAACACUGGAUGUGUGAUAAAACACCUGACUGUUACGAUGGAGCAGAUGAGAAAAACUGCACGGCUUGUUCAGCAGAAACGACUAUCUGCCAGAACAAUGGUAAAUUGCGACGGUUUGCGAGAGAGACUGGUCAGUGCUGUGAUUGUCCACCGGGGCUUACUGGACCUUAUUGUCAAUAUUGCGACCCGUCAAAAGUUGUGUGCUACAACAAUGGGACUCUAAUAUUACAACUGCGGGAUGGCAACUGUCAAUGCCAAUGUACCCCUGGAUACACCGGUCACCAUUGCAUUCAAACAACUGAAACUGGAAAUAGCACAGACAAAAGUCGAACCAUGGAGUUUCCAGAAUCGGAAAAAUGUCUUACGGACCCCGUUGAUAUCACACUUAUUGUAGAUGGGGACAUAACGGAAAGGCAGGGAAUAUUGCACACUAUAUAUAAUCUGCUACCUUACUUCGGCAACAAAAGAGUUGGGCUUUUAUCUUUUAACACUAAUAAGGUUAUCCAAAUAGAUAACAAAAUGUAUACAACUCGUUCAGCGUUUACCAAUUCGUUACACAUGGUCAUAUUUGUAGAUGGUAAUUUCAGCUUAGCAGACGCUCUCAUUGAAACCCUAACUACACAAAUGACACUGGCCAAUGGAAGGAGAAUCAAUGGUCUAGGCAUUGUUAUAGUUAUAGUCGCCACAUUAUCAGAAAAAGAAGUUGAUUUGGCGGCCAGCAAAGCUGAAGACCUUCGUGAAGAUGGCAUCUACGUCGUUGCCGUAUCAUUACAUAAUGGUACAGAUUAUACAAAGAUUACUGGCAGUGAAGAAACCGUGUUUAAAUUUGGAAUGCAAGGCGAUAACACUUUAUCAUCAUUUGGACAACAAUUUGCACUUUUAAUUUGUAAAGCUUGUGAUUCGUCGUGGACCUACUACGAAGGGAAUUGCUACAGACUAUAUACAGCAGAUGAGGGGAAGUCGUCCAUCAAGUACGGCUACAGUGGAAUCCACUGGAUGAAUGCAGGAAAGAAGUGUGCAGAACACGGCAGUCACCUCGUAUCAAUCAAUGAUGCAAUGGAAGAGAAUUUUGUGUUACAUCAUGUCAUAAAGAUAACAGGACAAAUCCAUAUAGGGCUAAAGCGAUCUGACAACACUUUCUCGAAACAAUAUCAAGGCAUGUAUAGGUGGACUGAUGGAAAACCACCCACGUUUCUGAAAUGGAAGGCGAUAGAUCCACAGACAAAACAGCCUGACGGUGCUGCAGUUGAGUCCUGCGUGACAUGGACAACCUACGGUAAUGUGUCCUGGUGGGAGGACGUUGGGUGUGGAGACCCCAUUGCAAAAGGAUUCGUAUGUGAAACCAAAGCAAGAAACAAUACAGAACAAUUGGGCAGUCCAGUUGUUCGUGCGUCGACUCGUGUACUACCCAUAAAUGGACUCUUCAACUGCAGCAAUGGCGAAAUCAUCUGGAAAUCUAGAAAGUGUGACGGACAUCCUGACUGCUUUGACGGAAGUGAUGAACAGAGAUGUGGUUACCGUAGAUAUUAUUCUAUUUCUCUCUUAUUUUAUGAUGUGCUUAGAAAUACACGUAACACAGGACUUCUAGGUUCUGGUAGCCCCACUCCCAUGGCUAGUGAUUUUCAAUGUCGGGCUACUAAAUAACUACAAUUGACAUGCCCGACGGCUAGUCAAUUUGAGAGUCAAUUGUUGCAGUUAAGUCUAUUUUGUAAUUAUGAAUAUCCUUAAUAUUAUGAACAAACGUAAAUAGUAUUGGAGCAAAGAAAUGAACAUAGGAAAACAAACACAAAACAGCUUCUUUACAAAGAAAUUAGAUUUAUAUAUUUAUAGGAAA